Messenger RNA from Periophthalmus magnuspinnatus, 459 nucleotides. RefSeq names its product ly6 domain containing, pigment cell (gene lypc). NCBI's taxonomy places the organism in Eukaryota, Metazoa, Chordata, Actinopteri, Gobiiformes, Gobiidae. The transcript has 3 exons. The coding region runs from base 39 to 410 and encodes 123 amino acids. The record is from RefSeq and is a predicted model, not a curated record.
GCAAAAACGAGUGAUUUAUUCUGGAAAAACAAGGAAACAUGCGGCGAUCGUAUAUUCUGGUGGUUUUACUCUGCAGUCUGCCUUUAGCAGCUGGCCUGCGCUGUUACACCUGUCUGUUCCCGGCCAUCUCUCCUCUGGACUGUUUUAAGUUCCCUCAGGAGUGUCCAGCCGGUCAGCGCUGCCUCUUCAGUGAAGCCACCGGACGACGAGGAGCGCUAUCAGUGACCAUGUAUGAGAAGAGCUGCGCGGUGCCGUCUCAGUGUGGAGUGAGCGGACAGAAAUACUCCAGCGGCCUAUACUUCAACUACACCAACCUCUGCUGCGACACUGACCUCUGCAACAGCGCCCCCUCUGGUCUGAGAGCGACAGUGCUGAGUCUGCUUCCUGUCCUGGGACUCCUGCUCUACUAACAAUACACAAAACAACUGAAAAAUGCGCAGCAAUAAUAAGUAUUCAUAU